AUGGAUAAGCUAUUACGACCAGACAGAUUUGAUGCAGAUCCAAACUCUUCUAGAUCGUCUCAAGAAUGGACACAUUGGAAAGCUACUUUUGAAAACUUUAUUUCCUCUGUAGUUGGUGUUUCAGAGGAGGAUAAAUUUAAAUUACUAGUAAAUUACGUGAGCAACAAUAUUUAUGAACUUAUCUCUGAUUGUACAAAGUAUUCUGAAGCCAAAAGUAUUCUCGAAGCUCUUUUUGUUAAACCCAAAAAUGAAAUUUUUGCCAGACAUAUGCUAAUGACUAAAAGACAACAAACUGGUGAAAAUAUAGAUCAAUACGUUCAACAUCUUAAGGUGCUUUCCAAAGAGUGUAAUUUUCUAGCCGUUUCUGCAGACCAAAAUAAAGAAGAUUAUAUAAGAGACUCUUUUAUUAGUGGGAUUCUUUCUAAUGACAUAAGACAACGUUUACUAGAAAACAACAGUAUUACUCUGAAAGAUGCCAUACUGAAAGCCCAGUCUCUGGAGUCAGCUUCAAAACACUCUGAGGCUUAUAUAACUCCUGUACAAAUUAUUAAUGCGAUUUCAUCCGAAACCACAGAGCAAACUAAUUAUACUUCUGCCGCUGUGAAAAGUUGGAAAUGUUACUUUUGUGGAGCAACUGAAAGACAUCCUCGUAGCCUAUGCCCUGCUAGAGACAAAAUUUGCAAGAGGUGCUCGAAAGUUGGACAUUUUUUUAAGACCUUAGCUGCAUAA
This is a messenger RNA of Diabrotica virgifera virgifera (western corn rootworm), 729 nucleotides long. RefSeq lists its product as uncharacterized. The record is from RefSeq and is a predicted model, not a curated record. The transcript has 2 exons. Lineage: Eukaryota; Metazoa; Arthropoda; Insecta; Coleoptera; Chrysomelidae. Bases 1 to 729 code for a protein of 242 amino acids.